Molecule: messenger RNA, 2815 nt
Organism: Vitrella brassicaformis
Lineage: Eukaryota; Vitrellaceae
Source: the annotation of a GenBank genome assembly
ACCGUUCGUUCUGCCGCUCGACUCAGACUCUUUCUGAGCGACAGACCGAAGGCGUGCUUAGGCUGCCAGAACUUCGCCAGCUCAUCAACGAAAUGACUGUUCUGACGCGGCCAUUCAUCCUCAUUCCUCUCGCCGUUUUUGGCGUCGGCCUCUUCGCUCUGGACGCCCUUCACCUCUAUCCAGCGUCCCUACACAAGACAGCGGUUUCAGCGUCCCUGCACAAACUCCUUCGGAGCGUAAGAAGCGGAGGCAAGACGAACAAUACCCCAGCAGCAGGAGAGCGGGAGGAGAGAGAGGACUUCGCUGAUCUUGAAGCGCUGGAGAGCAAGAUGGAUGUCCCGUUUUACGUAAGUAAGGGGGGGGAUUGCAUCGCUCCUCUCGUCGAAGCCUUUGUAAUUGCAGGUCUACGAGACUCCCGCGCUGAUGGAAAUGUACAACCGUUGCCAGGAGCCAGCAAGGGCAAUCCUCGAAGGGGCGUGGCCGGCCCAUGUGCCGUCUGCAAUCAAGAAGAAGAUAGGUAGGACUGAUCGCCGGUGCGCUUCACAUCAAUCUGUCGUGUGUGUGUGAUAACACAGGGGAGAUCUUCUGGCUGGAUCAGCUGUGGAACGACACGUGGCGCACAUUCGAUCCUGACCAGGCGCUCGUCUAUGUCCUCCCCAUCUAUCCAGGUGCAUGGGUGUUGGGCAGAGAAGCAAUUGAGGGGCCUCUUCAAUGCAUCUGUGUGUUGCAGCGCUUCUGUUCGAGGGGGCAUGCGAGGGUGUCAGUGGAAAGGAAACUCACGAACUGGCCACUCGCGCCGUUCAUGAGGUAAGCAAAUGGGCACACAUUUCGCGAAUAGUUUCCUCCUCGACUCUGUUGUCCCAUGAUUCAUUCAGAUCACGGCAAUGCCCUACUUUCAUCGGCAUGGCGGGUUGGAUCAUGUCGUCAUCGUAAGCAGGGAGGGGCAUGGAGAAGCUCGCUCGCACAACUUCUGCCGCGCUCUGCAGGGGACGGACUGGCGCCUUCGUGGAUCGCGCCAUGGAACUGUGAAGACGGUUUUUGGAUCGGCAUUUCAGGACUUCGUGGGGAACAUCACGUGGGGCCGAUUCAAGGCAUUUGAAGGUGAACGAGAAUGAAUCAAUUCGGUGUGCGCCAUAAACGGCCUAAUAUUUUUCAGGGAGGAAGCCGUGGCGAUGCAGUGUCACAGUGCCGUUCACGUGAGUGAAGAGAGGGGCAACUAAGCACACACAUGGCAUGGGUGGCUGAAUCGAUGGGCCUUUGUGUCUGUAUAGUUCUGCCAUGACCCACGUGCAGAAGGCCUACGAGCCCUUUACCAAGGAGAGCCUGCUGAAGCGCGGCUUCAUUGCCCCUGAAGACGUCUUCGAGGACGACCGUCUGGACACCGCAUUCGACCCGCUCUCGCGACGCGACUGGUUCGCGAGACACUACAACCUUUUCUUUCAGGGUGAGCGAGCAGUGGGGGGUGGAUUGACGCAUACAGCUCGUCCCUUUUCUUGCAUGUGGUCUCGUGUUGCGUGAUCCAUUGAUGGGUGCAGGGCAAGUGGACGCUCGCAAGGGAUAUCGCUACCGCCGUCUGGGAAUGCAGCACCUCGCUGGCUGGCGAUUCAGGCCCAACACAAGCUCCAACGUCCUGGUCUCCUCGUCCAAGCCCAUGACCUAUCAAGUGCUGGACGCAGACGGCAAGGAGCGAAGGGAGCCAAUUCCUUCCUGCCCGCGCAAAGACGGCAUCAAUAAGGAGGUCUUCAGCGGAAAGAUGGGCAAAUUUGAGCGGUGCAAUGGGCAGAUGGCUCCGGAGAAAGAAAAAGGGGCUGGUCAGCAGAGUGACAAGCGAACAGAUCGUGGCCGCUAUGCGGCGGCCACAUUUCUGCAUCGGCUGAGCAACUCGAAGCUGAAUCUCUGCUUUCGGGGCGAUGACCUUACAAGCAAUCGGUACACCGAUGGGCUGUGGGCGCGGACACUGAACGUGCUGGUCACCGAAAUAAAGGAAUUCUACAGGAGCGCGAUGCCUUUCCAAUGCGAGAUUCCGUGGAGGUGAGUGAGUGGGUAAGUGGGUGAGGAAGAAAGAUAGGAGAAAGAAAGCAGCCUUCAUGCACACUUAUCGAGUGCCAAUGCCUGUUGUGUAUGAAUGUAUCCGAACAGGAACUUCACGUAUGCAAUUGACGGCCCUGAGUUCGUUCGGUCCCCUCGCGAAUCCCUCACUCCCAUACUGCAAGAGGUCUACGAUGAUCCUGCGGCGGUGAGGGAGAGGCUUCGGCUCCAAGACUACUACAGCCGCAAGGCUCUUUGGAAUGCGCCUGGGAGCACCACGGCCAGAAGCACACUGCGCGCCAUGACACGGCAGUGUCUCACUGACGAGAUAAAGAUCGAUUUCAUACAGAGGACAAGCGGGAGCGGUGAGACAUACCAAAUGACGGACACGUGAAAUCAACAGAUACGAGUAGAACCGCGUGUACCCAUGUGUUCAGGCAUGGUGGGUGACAUUGGGGAGCAUCCGCUGUUCGCGCCGUGUGCGUUUCCAGACACGUUGGCCCGGCUGGAGGAGCAGAGGGCCCACGAUACAUAGUAUCAAUCGUGUUGGUUGUGUGGCGCAUGUGUUGAAUUAGACAGCGCGCCGCCGCGCGUUCGUGUGGAUGUAUUCUUCCUGUCCGAGAGCUAACGUCGGCGUAUGGAUGGAUGGACUAAUCCAGAGUCUAAGCCAGCCAGUAUGUGUAGCAUAUGUGAUGUGCAGUCGGUUUGUGUUUUGCUUUGUUUUUCAUGGCUGGAUUGCCAUCUGACAGUAAAAUGCAAGACAAAUUCAGUCAAAAAGUCCGCGUCA